Molecule: messenger RNA, 1333 nt
Organism: Ipomoea triloba (trilobed morning glory)
Lineage: Eukaryota; Viridiplantae; Streptophyta; Magnoliopsida; Solanales; Convolvulaceae
Product: serine/arginine-rich SC35-like splicing factor SCL28
Exons: 7
Coding region: 114-860 (248 amino acids)
Molecular function (GO): RNA binding
Source: RefSeq, a predicted model, not a curated record
CUGAACUCGGUAUUUCCAAUUUUCUACGUCAUCUCCCUCCAAAACUUCUGAUAUUCUAGUUCCCCAGUUUGCUAAAGACACCGAAUCUUGGCUAGGGUUCAGGGUUUUGUAAGAUGAAAACAAUGGGAAGGUACAGAAGCCGUAGUCGGAGCUACAGCCCUGUGAGAAACAAUCGCUACGAUGACCGUCGCGACCGGCGUGGAGACCGCCGUUCUCCUGCUCCCUCUGGCCUUCUCGUCCGAAAUAUCUCUCUCAAGUCCAGGCCAGAAGAUCUCAGAGUCCAUUUUGAGCAUUUUGGUCCACUAAGAGAUGUUUAUUUACCAAAAAAUUACUACACUGGAGAACCACGUGGCUUUGGCUUUGUGAAGUUUCGUUAUCCCGAAGAUGCCGCUGAAGCAAAGAAAUACUUAAAUCAUACUGUCAUUGAUGGGCGUGAAAUUCAAAUUGUAUUUGCUGAUGAAAAUAGAAAGACUCCACAGGAAAUGCGUAGGAUUUCAAACACAAAUGGUCGACGGAGCUCCAGAAGACACAGUCCUUCAAGAUCCCCUCGGCGGAGAUAUCGCUCCUAUUCGCGCUCACCCACCCCAACACGACAAGAUUUGAGAGACAGAGAUCGUCAUGGAAGGGGUGACUACUCUUCUCCAAGGAGAUCCAGAUCACUAUCAAGAUCUCUCUCCCCUAGGGGUGACAGGUCAAUAGAAAGGAGGGCAAGGCGGUCCAGAUCCAUACCCCAGCCUGUUUCUCCACAUGGUGACAGGAAUGGUAAAAUUCAAAGUCCAAAAACUAAAUGUCAGGCUCCCCAUGGUGAGGAUAAUGCUCUGAAGCAGUCUGAGAGUCCAAGAGAGAAUUCACGCAGUUGAUCAGAGUCUCAUACUAGAUCCUACAGGAAUCUAUGGCUCUUAUUGAGUGAUGCCAUUUCUUUCGUGCUUUGAUUGACAAGUUCAAAGGGCCAUUGACACUGUUGCUGUGUUCUGUGCAGUUCUCUUUGACAGCUGUUUUAUUCUGGCGAUACCCCCUCAUAGCCUUUGCUGAAGUAUAUAUGUGCUCUCUUAUCUAGCCGACAUGUCUGAAGCUAUGAAGCAUUGUUGAUUCAUGACUUUAGUUCGACUGCCUUGUAUCUGUUUUUGGGAACUCGUUUCAUGAGAAUGUAAAUCUCACUAAGAGGUGCAACCUUUAUUUUAUGCUAUCUACCAUCGCUCGUUAUAACUUUGAGUUAAUUUUGCUGUUAUUUAUGUUUUAAUUUACACUCCUUAUUUGUAUACUUGUGAAGUAUACUUUUAUGUUUCCAUGUGACUCGAUUCAAGUGUUGAGUUAAAAGACGAGAUUGCAGUAA